Vespa velutina is the source of this 3139-nucleotide messenger RNA. RefSeq names its product protein wingless (gene wg). Bases 925 to 2109 code for a protein of 394 amino acids. The transcript has 4 exons. Gene Ontology annotation, molecular function: cytokine activity; frizzled binding. Lineage: Eukaryota; Metazoa; Arthropoda; Insecta; Hymenoptera; Vespidae. Gene Ontology annotation, biological process: cell fate commitment; canonical Wnt signaling pathway; neuron differentiation. The record is from RefSeq and is a predicted model, not a curated record. Gene Ontology annotation, cellular component: extracellular region.
AAGAGGAAGCUACGGAGGUGGGAGGUGAGAAGGAGGAGGAGAGAUCGGCUCCUCCACGGAGGAGCGCGUGCAGUCGGCUAGCCGAGGCCUAUACUUGUCCGUCGAAGGGAAUUGGUCUUGCAGCGAUUCUUCAAAGUAUCUCUCGAAUAAUUCGCGCGCGAGAAGAUAAGGGCGUCGGAUAGAGGCGCGAUUCGAGACGCAAGAAAUUGAGCGCGUUUGCGCGCCACCCUUCAGAACAGAGAGAGAGAGAGAGAGAGAGAGAGGGAGAGGGAGAGAGAGAGAGAGAAAGGGAGAGAGAGCAAGGUCGCGAGGACGACGAGGUGCGAGAUAGAGAAUAGAGGGUGCCAGGUAGAAUUCUCGCCUCCCCCACCAUCGACUCGAAUCUUCCGAAGCAUCGGCGUGCCGCACGACGACACCCACCCCUCGAAGGAAGGGCCCGGAGGGUGAGUUUCCCUGCCCCGAGCCGACCGAUCCUCGGACCCUUCCGCAGUCGGUCACGCUGGACUCUACCGAGCGCAUUACGAGUCUUGCCUCUCUCUUCUCGACGACGACGACGACGACGACGACGACGACGACCACGACGACAACGACAACGACGACGUCGACAACGACGACGACGACGACGACGACGACGACGACGACGACGACGACGAAGGGCGACGACGACGAGGACGACGACGACGACGACGACGACGAAAAAAGAGAACGAGAGGAAGAAGGAAAGAGAGAGAAUGCGCUCGAGCUGACGAGCGUUCGCUCGUGUGCGCAUUCUUACGAAGGACGGUGUGAUGUUGGACGGACGGUGAACGACGAGUUUGGUGCACGGUGUCCUAUCAAGCUAUUACGGAUAUCUCUAGCACUCUUCGAGCUACUCCAGGAGCCACGAUAGCCGACAUUACGGCAAAUAGAGAUCGUUGGCCCACCAUGAGACUCUGGCUUCUUCUCGGUGUCCUCGGCUUUGCGACCAACGCGGCGCUCGCCGAGAUUACGAGAAACAAGAAUCGCGGAAGGGGUUCUAUGUGGUGGGGAAUCGCGAAAGCAGGAGAGCCGAAUAAUUUCCUACCGUCGCUCCAUAUGGAUCCCACCGUUUAUGCGACCUUGAGGAGAAAGCAGAGACGGCUGGUCAGAGAAAACCCAGGGGUACUUAUGGCGGUGGCGAGAGGUGCCAAUCAGGCGAUCGGCGAAUGUCAACAUCAGUUUCGUAAUCGUCGUUGGAACUGCUCAACCAAGAACUUUCUCAGAGGGAAAAAUCUUUUCGGCAAGAUCGUCGAUCGUGGAUGCCGAGAGACCGCCUUCAUCUACGCCAUCAUGAGCGCAGCUGUGACUCAUAGCAUCGCGAGAGCGUGCAGCGAGGGCAGCAUCCAGUCGUGUUCAUGCGACUAUACCCACCAAUCGCGCGCACCCUCUGCCGUUCGAGACUGGGAAUGGGGUGGGUGUUCGGACAACAUCGGAUACGGCAUCAAGUUUUCCCGCGAGUUCGUCGAUACCGGAGAACGCGGCCGAAAUCUCCGGGAGAAAAUGAACCUCCACAACAACGAGGCCGGUCGAGCGCACGUAUUCUCGGAGAUGCGACAAGAGUGCAAGUGCCACGGCAUGUCCGGUUCCUGCGCGGUAAAGACCUGCUGGAUGAGACUACCCAACUUUCGCGUGGUCGGUGACAAUUUGAAGGAUCGCUUCGACGGAGCAUCCAGAGUGAUGGUUAGCAAUUCGGAUCGAGUACGAGGCAACAGCAACGCCAUUGUGAGCAACUCUGCGAGCAAUUCGGUUCAUGGGCACCGAGACGGUCUUGGACGUCGUCAUCGUUACAAUUUCCAACUUAAACCGUACAAUCCUGAACACAAACCACCGGAGCCCGAGGACCUCGUCUACUUGGAUCCUUCCCCGCCGUUCUGUGAGAAGAAUCCGAAACUCGGAAUUCUUGGUACGCACGGCAGACAAUGCAACGACACGAGCAUCGGUGUCGACGGUUGCGAUCUCAUGUGUUGCGGAAGAGGUUACAAGACUCAGGAAGUGACGGUAAUGGAAAGGUGCGCGUGUAUCUUCCACUGGUGUUGCGAAGUCAAAUGUCAACACUGCUGGAGGAAGAAGACGAUACACACGUGUUUGUAAAGAGAGACAGAGAGAGAGCGAGAGAGAGAGAGAGAGAGAGAGAGAGCGAGAGAGAGAGAGACAGAGAAAGAUAGAUAGAGAGAAAGAGAGAGAGAGAGAGAGAGAGAGAGAGAGAGCUCUUCGUAUUACGAAAUUAUCGCUUUCCGGGCAAACGCCGAGAAAAAAAUACGCGAGAAAGAGAAUAUCUCUCCUAGCUUACUCUCUUUCCCUCUAAAGGACCGAUUCCUUCCUGGCGAAGGACAUUCCGAGUCUCUCGAGAAGCUCGGAUGUCGAGGCUCCUCCUCCUCAAUUCUCCUCCGCUUCCUCCUCAGUAUUACGCGACACGAUCUAAACUCUUAACUAUAUAUUUAUUUGCGAUCUAUUAAAGACUGACUCCAAAUGCCCAGGAUCGUUUUCGAGCGAUCCAUCUUAUCGAAGACAUUAAAUGUCGACGAUCACGGUUGCGUUUCGUUUGUAAAUACAGGAUUAGAGAUUAGACGAUAAGGACGACGAAGUUAUUCCGAAUGCCUGCGCGAGCUUUUACGAGAAAAACAAUAACAAUCCGUUUAUUUAUUUUCAACGAAAUCUCUUUAUUGCUCUUCUUUUCUUAUUUUUUAUUGACGCGCGCGCUAAAGCCGAACGCGUCUAUCUGUACGUCUACGCUGCGUGUAUGUAUGUAUGUAUGUAUGUAUGUGUGCGUGCGUGGGUGUCUGUACAUAGACGGAGUACGAUCCUAAAGAUUUUUAAAAAAGUAUUAUAAAAUAUGCGUGAAGCUACCAUUGUAAAUAAUCCUUAGGCUCGUAAUCCAAACCGGUCGAUAAGUUAUUUCUUGCGGAUCCUCUCCUCUUGAUCUUAAAUUUAAGAAAAUCAUUACCAGUGUCGAAUACUUUGGCCUAUAUUUUUUUUCCUUCUUCUUUUCUUCUUCUUACCUUUCAAUCGAGAAAAUGGUGAUUUCAAUAAUGUGCAUAAUAGAUGUAUUAAUUAUUAUUAUUAUUAAUUCUAAUUUAUACGAAUAAAGAUAUCGACGAAUAAACGAUGUAAAUGAAACGUA